AUGGUUCUGUAAGCUGCCAGUUUCCACUCUUCCAGGCUCGCUGCCGUUGCUGCGAGCCUGUGUCGCCCUCAUGGCUCAUCCCUCCCGCACUUCUUCAGCUGCAUCCUAGUCUCCAUCGCUCUCAAGUCAGAGUCCUCGGCUGAAGAAGUCAAGUCCAGAUUGGUCAGUCGAAGCCGAGCUGAGCCUCGCUCGGGCCGAGGUGGUGCCGAGGCCUCAGCUGGCCUCAGCCUGCCUCAGCAGGCUUCAGCAGGCCUCGCGGCCAUCCCUCUCAUCGGGCCGGACAGGUGUAUAAACCUCUCCUCCCGCGUCAUGUCACAGGUCGAGUUCGCGCAAUCUUACCGGAGCGACCAGGGCACUCUGGACUGUCAGUUAUAUACGUUCUAGCGACUGUAGGGAUCCACAGAGUCGAUCGGGGCUAACGAUCGAACAAGAAACCGUGCCUUCGCUGACGCUCACUGCAGGGCACGUGAUGCAAAACCCCAAGGUGCGACCCAGGCGUCCGAGACGGUGACGUGAGUCGGAGCUCAUGCUCGAAGAUCUAUGGACAGGACAAGACCAAGUUCGCCAUCGUAGAGCGAUAUACGGAUGGCAAGGGUGAGCAGCUGUGCUUUGUAGAUCUGACGAAUAUCGUCACCCGCAGCGCCCAGGAAAGCUGGCUGAGCCGCCGCUUCCCACUGUCAUGGUUGCAGCCAUCAAAACCCACACAGGUAAUUGUCUAAUCGGCGUUCGGCUUGCGCGUUGAGAUCCACUCCACUGAUGGGCAUCACCAAUCAUUUACACCGUCGCUGCGCACAGCCAAUCCUCUCUAUCCACAAUUCGGCAAGUGGAUCGCGCCUCUGGUAGCGUCACCACCUGUCGUCACAGUCUACACUGAAUUUGGAAGCGCCAAGCUCUGA
Microbotryum saponariae is the source of this 896-nucleotide messenger RNA. The record is from the annotation of a GenBank genome assembly. Lineage: Eukaryota; Fungi; Basidiomycota; Microbotryomycetes; Microbotryales; Microbotryaceae.